This is a messenger RNA of Cuscuta epithymum, 502 nucleotides long. Lineage: Eukaryota; Viridiplantae; Streptophyta; Magnoliopsida; Solanales; Convolvulaceae. The record is from the annotation of a GenBank genome assembly.
AAACAGAGUGGCACACAACUUAUAAGUUAGUGUACCGACUCAUUCAAUUGGCAUUGGUUUUACCUGUUACAACAGCCACAGUUGAAAGAUCUUUCUCGACGAUGAAGUUUAUCAAGAAUGAUUUGCGCAACAGGAUGGGAGAAGAAUACUUGACAGAUUGUCUGGUGUGUUACAUUGAGAAAGAUGUAUUUGUUAAAAUUGAGAAUGAAGUCAUUAUGAGGCGAUUUCAGAGUAUGGCACCUCGAAGACAAAGAUUGCCGCCUCUCAAUGAUUCUCCUUCAUUUGACACGUCAGGUUCUAUUCAAAAUUAAGUUAUGCACAACUACAAGAAUAUCAAUAAUGUACUCUCAUCGUCCCAACAAAACCCAACGAAACGUGGUCGCAAUGGGAAUAGCUAGGUCGGGAUCACAACACAUGUUGCGGCUGCAAUAUUGUGGUUUCCUUCUGUGGCGCAAUCGUCGCAUCGGACCGCAAUGGAGGCCAGGCAUUCGUCCAAAUCCAC